ACCGCAGCACCUGACGGGCCUCCAGCUGGUCUCAGAUCUGUGUUCAGGGGGUCUGCAGGGGGCCACCAUCGGCUCCACAGACAUCAGCCUGACCCCCGGGAAGCUGCGGUCCGGGAGCCACACGGCGGACACUCAGACCGCAGGGAGUGUGUGUCUGCUGCUGCAGGUCGCUCUGCCCUGCGCGCUCUACGCCGACGGYGUCUCAAAGUUCUGCCUGAAGGGAGGAACCAACGCAGAGAUGGCGCCUCAGAUCGACUACAUGCUCAAGGUCUUUAAACCAGUUGUUGAGAAGUUUGGAGUUCACUUUGACUGUGAUGUCAGGAUGAGGGGCUACUACCCUAAAGGUGGGGGGGAGGUCCUGGUCACGGUGGACCCGGUGAAGGAGCUGCAGCCCGUCACGCUGACGGAGCGAGGAAACAUCACAAAGAUUCAUGGCAGAGCGUUCGUGGCCGGAGUCCUGCCCUUCAAAUUGGCGAAAGACAUGUCGACCGCCGCCGUCCGAACCAUCAGGAAGGAAAUCAAAGAGCUUUACAUCAACAUCCAGCCGCUGCAGGAGAAGGAGAAGGCGUACGGGAACGGCAGCGGCAUCAUAAUUAUUGCYGAGUCAUCUUCAGGUUGUCUGUUUGCUGGAUCUGCUCUGGGAAAGAAAGGUGUGUACGCAGAUAAAGUGGGUAUAGAAGCUGCUGAGAUGUUGCUGAGAAACAUCCGACACAAUGGCUGCGUGGACGAGUUCCUGCAGGACCAGCUCAUCAUCUUCAUGGCGUUGGCGAAGGGAACGUCUCGGAUUCGGACCGGCGCCGUCACGCUUCACACUCAGACGGCCAUUCACAUCGCAGAGCAGCUGACUCAGGCCAAAUUCACGAUAACAAAAUGUGAGGAUGAGCCGAGCAACACCUUCAUCAUCGAAUGUCAAGGAUCAGGAGUGGUUAACCCCAAGCUGUAGUACAUACACACACACACAGACACACACACUCUGCUGGACUCGUAGCUGSUCACAACCCUCUUAGUUUUUGCCUCUCAGGGUUUUUUCCUUUAAAAAUACUGUAAGAAGUAAAUAAAUAAAUAAAUAAAUUCUCCCCAG
This is a messenger RNA of Austrofundulus limnaeus, 1081 nucleotides long. RefSeq names its product RNA 3'-terminal phosphate cyclase (gene rtca). Gene Ontology annotation, biological process: RNA processing. Gene Ontology annotation, molecular function: RNA-3'-phosphate cyclase activity. NCBI's taxonomy places the organism in Eukaryota, Metazoa, Chordata, Actinopteri, Cyprinodontiformes, Rivulidae. Gene Ontology annotation, cellular component: nucleus. The record is from RefSeq and is a predicted model, not a curated record.